AUGUCUGUGUCUGGUUCAAGUUCUCUUAGUUGGGUAGGCUCUUCAUCCCAGAGGUCUGGCUAUUCCCUUAGCCGUGCAAGUGCAGGGGGGAUUGGAUUGGGUAGUGGGGGCCUCAGCCUUGGCAUUGGAAGGGCUGGUGGAUUAGGAGGUGGUCUGGGCUUUGCUGGAGGCGCAGGAACAGGAUUUGGAAGUGCAGUUGGACUAGGAGGUGGUUUAGGAGCAGGAUUUGGAGGUGGAUUAGGAGCAGGAUUAGGUGGAGGUUUAGGAGCAGGAUUAGGUGGCGGUUUAGGAGCAGGAUUAGGUGGAGGUUUAGGAGCAGGAUUAGGUGGCGGUUUAGGAGCAGGAUUAGGAGGAGGUUUAGGAGUAGGAUUAGGAGGAGGUUUGGGAGGCAGUGCAGCAUUCAGUUUGGGACGCUCACUGACAGCAGGUGGCCUGAGCUCAACUCUGAAUGUAGGGGGAGGACGUGUAGGACCCCAGCUCCUUUCUAGGGCCACAGAAAAACAGACAUUAGCAGGACUAAAUGAACGCUUUUAUGCUUAUGUUGAAAAAGCUAAACAAUUACAACUUCAAAAUCAGACUUUACAAACCCAACUGAACUUACUGACAGGAAGCACAGCAACCUCUUCACCAGAUUCCUCUACCCCUGUAAAUCUUGAACUUCAGAUUAUAGAUCUUAGGAACACAGUUGAAAACCUAACUCUGGAAAAUGUCCGACAUGAAAUCAAACUUGACAAUGUGAGGGGUGCUGCAGAAGAGCUCAAGACCAAAUACGAGUUAGAAUUAGGAGUGAAAUAUCAACUGGAAACUGACAUCACAGCCAUGAAACAGGACAUUGAUGCUGCUUCCGAAUUGCGCUCUGUACUGGAACAAAGAUUCUCAGCAGCACUUGACGACCUAGAAUUGUUGAAGAAAGAACAAGAAGAUGAACUGAGCGCAUUACAGAGUAAAUUUGGAACUGCAGCAGAUACAUCUGUUUCACUGAUUGAAGUUGAUGCUGCCAAAUCGUUUGAUCUCACAAGUGCUUUGAAUAAACUGAGAGCAGAAUAUGAGAAAUCUGUCCAACAACACAAAGAGGAUGCAGAGACAUACUUUAGAGCUAAGAUUGAAGAAAUAAACAGUGAAACGGCCAACACUUCAGAAGUUGUAGCCACAGUGAAAUCAGAAAUUACAGGCACAAAGAAAGAAUUACAGACACUAAAUGGAGAACUACAGUCUCUUCUUGCAGUGAAUUACACACUUGAAAGCAAUCUGGCUGAAGUAAUUGCAAGAUCCAGUGUGGGAGUAGCAGAAUAUCAGGCACAGAUAACCAGCUAUGAAUCUGCAACUGAAUCAGCGAAGGUAGAACUUCACAAGAUCAUUGUCAACUACCAGGAAUUGCUGGAUAUAAAACAAGCACUGGAUGUAGAGAUUUCCACCUAUAAGAAACUGUUGGAGGGCGAAGAAAUCAAAUUUCCUGAAGUAGAAGUCUUAACAGGAGGAACUUACACUUACUCAUCUGACGCUGGCUUUCAGAAGAAGGAUUCAAGUACAGUAGACUUAAUCUGAAAACAAGAGGUGCCCAUAUUUUCAGGAAAAGCAAAAUGAUGACGCCAUGACGAUGCUGAUAUGAUUCUUUUGUGCUUGGGAAACUCCUCUGUGAAACUCCUCUUUUUUCUAAUGAUUACUGCUUUAU
Messenger RNA from Bufo bufo (common toad), 1672 nucleotides. Its product is annotated as thread biopolymer filament subunit gamma-like. Gene Ontology annotation, molecular function: structural molecule activity. Gene Ontology annotation, cellular component: type III intermediate filament; axon; plasma membrane. The transcript has 9 exons. The coding region runs from base 1 to 1545 and encodes 514 amino acids. The record is from RefSeq and is a predicted model, not a curated record. Lineage: Eukaryota; Metazoa; Chordata; Amphibia; Anura; Bufonidae.